This is a messenger RNA of Thermothelomyces thermophilus ATCC 42464, 3579 nucleotides long. RefSeq lists its product as uncharacterized. NCBI's taxonomy places the organism in Eukaryota, Fungi, Ascomycota, Sordariomycetes, Sordariales, Chaetomiaceae. The record is from RefSeq and is a predicted model, not a curated record. Gene Ontology annotation, cellular component: nucleus. The coding region runs from base 181 to 3369 and encodes 1062 amino acids. The transcript has 3 exons. Gene Ontology annotation, molecular function: ATP-dependent DNA damage sensor activity; mismatched DNA binding; ATP binding. Gene Ontology annotation, biological process: mismatch repair.
CUCAUUCUUUCUCUUCCCAUGUUCCAGACUUCUCUUCCUUCCCGUGACCAAGAGUGGUCGCGUCUACUCCGUUUUCUUGCCUGGGUAUCCGUGACCGGGAGAAUCUCGACGGAACAGGGGAUAACUACGUCACCCCGUCGCUAGAUCCCGGUGUUGGACCGACCUAACAGGCCAUAAUUGAUGCUGUGGCCGCGCUCGAAGCCGGUCCCGCGGCUCCGAAUCGCGCGUCUGGGCCCUUCUGGAUCACUCCCGCGGUCUGGUCCCGCCACCGUCGGGCGCUCUGGCACGCCGACUGCAACUACGGCCUCAAUCCUGCUCCCACCUGACGGCCAUCGUGGCUUCGCUAGCCUGCUCGGCGCUCGAUUCCGCUCGCGGCCACCAUCCCCGCAGCUGGACCAGGUUCGCGGCAAGAAGACGAGGACGGUGGUCAAGUUGGACGAGUUGCCCCAAGGCUUUGUCGCACCAUCAGAGCCGCUCCCUCCCGACGAGGAUGAGCCCGCAUACCCAACCGUGGUGCUGCAGGCGCGCCGCAACAUGCAAAAGUUUGACAAUUGCGUGCUGCUCACGCGCGUCGGCGGCUUCUACGAGUUGUAUCUGGACCAGGCCGAAGAGUAUGGCCCUCUCCUCAACCUCAAGGUAGCCCAGAAAAAGACGAGCGUCGGCCCAGUCCCAAUGGCCGGAUUCCCCUUCUUCCAGCUGGACCGUUUCCUCAAGAUACUCGUCCAGGACUUCAAUCGCCACGUAGCCAUUGCCGAGGAAUUCCCAAAUGACCCUUCGGAGAAGGUCAAGUCCGGCGGUCUGAUGCACAAUCGCAAGGUAACCCGUAUCGUCACGCCGGGCACCCUGAUCGACGAGAACUUCAUGGAUCCCUAUGCACCCAACUAUGUCAUGGCCAUCUACCUGCCCGACCCGGUGGCGUCGGAUCAUGUGAGCCACCGAGACGGCCCACGUCCCACGGCAGCGUCAGAGCCCGCCAUUGAAGCCCCGGCCCGGCUGGGCCUGGCGUGGCUGGAUCUGUCAACGGGCUGCUUCUUCACCCAGCCCACCACGCUCCCCGCGCUCGGCUCCGUCCUUUCUCGGGAAGCUCCGCGGGAGAUAGUCCUUGACAAGGUGCUAGAGUCUGAUCAGAACCAUUCGCUCUUGUCUGUCCUCCGGGAGGAGAGGUACCCCGUGACAUACUCGGCCCGGGGGGAGCUGAGGCAGCUUUCCGACUGGGCGCCGAUGCUGGAGUCGGAGAUACCCGCCCAAACAGUCGAAAACUUCACAGACUGCGAAGUGCAAGCGGGGAAUAUCCUGCUGAACUACGUCAUGGACCGCCUUCAGGGGUUGAGCGUGAAGCUGCAGCCGCCCAUGCGUCACGAGAGCAUGCAUAUCAUGAAUAUUGACAAGAACACCAUGCGCUCCCUGGAAAUCAAGCAGACUAUCAGGGACGGCGCCUUCAGGGGAAGCUUACUGCAUGCUAUCAGAAGAACAGUGACCAAGAGUGGAGCCAGGCUUCUCAACGAGUGGCUCAGCGCUCCGUCAACUUCGCUAGAGGUCAUCAACUUCCGGCUAGAUCUAGUCUCCCGCUUCAUCCAAGAUGAGGACCUCCGAGACGCCAUCGUCGUCCUCCUUCGCAGAAGUCAUGAUUCUCAGCGUCUCUCUCAGAAGUUCGCGCUCAACCGGGGUGACGCAGACGACCUCCUACGUCUGGCCAACACCAUCAAGGCCACAGAAGACAUAGUCAAUCUUUUGAAGACGGCCGUUCGAUCCCAGACGGCCGGCGGGCCAGAGAAAGACUGCCUCUCCGCCAUGGUGGAUCGCAUCAGCCUCGACCAGCCCCUGAAACUCGCCAAACAGAUCCGCGACGCCAUCGACGAGGAAGGGCUGGUCCAGCAGCACGAGAUUGAGGACAGCAACGCAGGCGAGAUGAUGGCGCUCGCCCAGGAGAUCGUCAAGACCGAAGGGACCGAACAAGACAGCACGAUCCUCCCCAAGGGAGCCGCGGCCAAGACGGCCAGGAAGAAGACCGCCUCCAUCCGGGACCACUACGGCGAGGACAAUGAAGUCUGGAUCAUGAAACCCGGCGCCUCGGCCCUUCUCUCGCGCCUGCACGGCCAGCUCGCCGCUCUCCGUCAGGAGAAGGACCAGCUGACCGAGACCCUCCGCGCGCGCCUCAACGCAGCCUCCCUCACCCUCCGCUGGACGCCCGGCCUAGGCCACAUCUGCCACGUCAAGGGCAAGGAUGCGCGGAGCGCCCCGUCUAGCGGUAGCGACUCGGGGCCGUUCCGUACCCUCUCAUCCAGCCGGUCGACGCGCUCCUUCCACCAGCCCGAAUGGACUGUCCUCGGCGAGGCCCUCGACAAGCUCCGCCUCCAGAUCCGCGGCGAGGAGCAGCGCGUGUUCGCCUCGCUGCGUGCUCGCGUGGUCAAGAACCUCGUCAAGCUGCGGCGCAACGCCCUCGUGCUCGACGAGCUCGACAUCGCCACCUCCUUUGCCCGCCUCGCUGUCGAGCAGCGCCUCGUCCGGCCCAUCCUGACCAACACCCGGCAGACCAUUAUCGUCGGCGGGCGGCAUCCGACCGUCGAAGGCGGGCUGGCCGAGCAAGGGCGGACGUUUCAGAAGAACGAUCUCUUCCUCGGCGCCGCCGCACCAUCGGGGGUAGGCCAACAACAACAACAACAACAAGAAGGGCAGCAAGACGCGGGAGGGCAUGGCCGUGUCUGGCUCAUCACCGGUCCCAACAUGGCGGGCAAAUCGACCUUCCUGCGACAGAAUGCACUCAUCACCAUCCUGGCGCAGAUCGGGUGCUACGUGCCGGCCGACUAUGCCUCCGUCGGGAUCGUCGACGCCAUCUUCAGCCGGGUCGGGUCGGCGGACAACCUGUUCCAGGACCAGAGCACCUUCAUGGUGGAGAUGCUCGAGACGGCCGCCAUUCUGCGGCAGGCGACGCCGCGAUCUCUCGUCAUCAUGGACGAGGUCGGUCGCGGAACGACGCCCGAGGAUGGCACGGCCGUCGCCUUCGCCGCACUACACCACUUAGUGCGAGUCAACAAGUGCCGCGCUCUAUUCGCGACGCAUUUCCACGGCAUCGCAGACUUGGUGGGAAAAGAGGGCUUGGGGAUCGCAAACGGGGGUCCUGACGGGACGGUUGACACGUACUGUACGGACGUGGAAGAGGAUGAGCAGGGUGGGUUUGUCUACGUUCACAAGCUGCGCAAGGGAGUCAAUAGGCAAAGUCACGCACUCAAGGUAGCACGGCUGGCUGGGCUUCCAGAACAGGCGGUACAGGUCGCCCAGCAGGUGUUGCAGGAAUCAGGCGUCGAGAUAUCACUGAGAAAGGGCGAGCCCGCAAUGGCUGCGUCAUCAGCAGCAGCAGUGGUAGGAUGAUUCGGGAGAUGGGGGGACUUCACUGUAUAUUUAAUCAGCCUCGAUACCCCAUAGAAUGAAUGCAUGUAUCUCUUAUCAAGGAGAGGAAGAUGUGCCUCAUAAGUUGUGAUGGGUUUGUCAUCAAGGGUGUUCAGGGUUAAAAAGCUCUUUGAUCAUUUUGCAUAAUCAUCGACAGGUCGGAGGAUCGGAAAAGGGAAGAGAAGGACUAAC